AUGGGCAACGCCAACCCCAAGCCCAAGCCGCCACCGGCGCCGCAGCCUCUGGCGCCCAAGACACCACCACCGGCGCCGUCGCCGCCGCGGCCAUCGUCGUCGUCCAUUGUGGGCACGAUGCUCGCGACCAACAUCUCGCUGCGGCGGGCGGCGAUCACGUACAGCGACCUGCGCUUUGGCGAGCGCUUGGGCCAAGGCGCGUGCGGUGAAGUCAUCAAGGGCGAGUACCACGGAACACCGAUUGUCAUCAAGAAGAUGCUACAGAACCAGAUCAGCGCGGCCAACGUCGCGCUCUUCGCCAAUGAGAUCCAGCUGCUCUCGACGCUCCGGCACCCCAACAUCAUCCUCUUCAUUGGUGCCAGCGCCGACGCCCAAGAAAACCUGUGCCUCGUGACCGAGUACAUGGAGCGCGGCGACCUCGGGUCGCUCCUCCUCGACCCGACGAUCGCGCUGAGCUGGAAGGAUCCGCUGCUGCGGUUCGUCGUCGACAUUUGCCGCGGCAUGGCCUACUUGCACUCGCAAGAGCCAAAGUACAUUCACCGCGACCUCAAGGCCGCCAACAUCCUCGUCAGCGCCAACUUUCAAGUGGCCAAGAUUGCCGACUUUGGCUUUGUGCGGCUUCUGACGGACGAAGCGCUGAGUCUGCGUGGCACGCCGCUCUGGACGGCGCCCGAGAUCCUCCGCGGCGACACGUACACGGAAAAGGCCGACGUGUACAGCUUCGGCAUUGUGCUCGCCGAGAUUGAAACGCGCAAGAAGCCGUACCACGAACAUAACGUGAACCGCCGGGCCGGCGCACAGCGGCUCAUGCACGAUAUUGCGUACAAGGAACUGCGGCCGACGCUCUCGGAAAACGCACCGUCAAGCAUUGCGAGCAUCUACCAGCGCUGCGUGCUCAUGGACCCGGACGGCCGCCCCGGCUUUGACCAGCUCAUUGUCGAGUUCGACUCGCUCGUGCGACGCCAAGUCGACGCCAGCGCCUAA
Messenger RNA from Saprolegnia parasitica CBS 223.65, 984 nucleotides. RefSeq names its product TKL protein kinase. The transcript has 4 exons. The coding region runs from base 1 to 984 and encodes 327 amino acids. Gene Ontology annotation, biological process: protein phosphorylation. Lineage: Eukaryota; Oomycota; Saprolegniomycetes; Saprolegniales; Saprolegniaceae. Gene Ontology annotation, molecular function: protein kinase activity; ATP binding. The record is from RefSeq and is a predicted model, not a curated record.